GUCUGUUUGUCUGUCUGCCUGUGCAAGAUGCGGCCAUGGCUUCAGGCUUUUGCGACAAGUGUUCCCGUUUGCUCAGAGAAUUCGCUGUAAAUCUGAGGAGAGUUUGCAGAGACUUAGAGCAGAAAAUAAGGGAAGUUUUCAGGGAGAUUUGCCGGUGCACCUGUUUUGGGAGCUCACCUGAGCGGACGGCGGCGCAGGAAUUGCAGUCCUUACACCUCAUGUGUGGUGACAAUGACACUCAAGACCUCACUCAAGAAAGUCUGCAAGCACUGAACAGACUUGCAUCCUCGGAAAACCCUGAUCUACAAAUAACUGCAGCCAUGUAUUAUCUACAUCUCAGUCAUCACUUGACAUCUCCUCUACCAGAUACCUUCAUGGAGCCAGUCAUGGCUUUACUUUUAUCAGCCAACCUAGAUGUGCAGAAGACAAUUUCACUCUCCCUGGUCAAUCUGUUACUAAAGAAUAAUGUGCGUAAAGAGUUGGUGAUUGACAUGGGGAUGCUGGUGCCCAUACUGGAGUUGUUCCAGUCCGGUGAUCCUGCAGCUCAGUGUCACUCUUGUGCAUGUGUUGCCCUGCUGGCCUCCUCGGAAUCAAACGGAGAUGCUCUACUGGUUGAUGGAAUCAUACCGCUGUUGGCUUUAGCAAAAUCCUACGAUCCAAAGGUGCAACAGAACGCAACGUGGGCUCUGCUGCUUCUCACCCAGUCAGACUGGUCGAUGAGGAUUUUAUGUCAGGCAGGGGCCAUUCCUGUUUUGGUCCUCCUGCUGCAGUCCUCAGACUCGGAGGUUCAGUUUUACAGCUGCUCUGCUCUGUGCAACAUUGCCGCUCUCCAGGAGCAUCACCCGAAGCUGCUCAGCAUCGGGGGCCAUUAUUUGUCAAAGUGUCUUUUGACUCUCAUGUCGUCCUCUGUGCAAAAGAAUUCAGCUCAAGCGUGCCGAUGCCUUCAAACCCUCUCAAAGAGCGUGCUGAUCCAAGAGCAGCUGAUGGAGCUUGACUGUGUGUUGCCUCUGAAGGCCCUGCUGAAAACCUCUACUCCUAUGUGGACAGAGUCUGCAAUAACACUCCUGUCGACACUGUCUGCGCACCCACAAAAUAAUGACAUCCUGCUGAGUGAAGGGCUGCUGGAGGAGAUCAGUCGGCUGCUUCAUCAUCCCAGGCCCAGCUCCGUUAUAGUCGCGCACAGCUGCAAGAUAAUCACUGACCUGUGUAGCUCCCGCAUGGGUGAGCAGGCUGUGAUGGAAAGUCUGUGUUUGCCGGGACUCCUCCGGGCUCUACUCUCUCCCUCCCUGUCAGACGAGACGCUGCUCCACGUGACAUCAUGCCUAAGCCACCUGACGACAUGGGACACAAUUAAGGCUAAGUUGUCGACAACGAUAACACCAGAGCAAGUUUCGGGGCUGGUGAAGCUGUCCGCGCAGAUAAGACAUCCUCAGCUCUCGUAUAACUGUGCGGCUAUCAUAAGCAAAUUACAAAUGACUGAGGAUCUGAUACAGUUGCUGAGGCCUCACUACAUUUCCAUGUCCAAAUACUUGUUGGCUUUUCUCAAAAUGAAAGAUGUUAAAUUCCAGCAGCUGGCCAUAGUCACCGUAUUCAACCUGACCAAAGAUGGAGGCUUCUCCUCUCUGCUGGCUAACAGUGAACUGGAGGCUCAGCUGUGGACGGUGCAUGCGCAGACGGAGGAAACAAGACAGCUACUGCAAAUGAUUCAGCCUCUUUCCCCUUCUUCGGUUAACCCUUGACUUUCCCUGUACAAACACUGACAUAUUUGCACAGCAUGAACUGCAUAAGAUGUUUACAUUCAUGCACUGUAAUGAUAUUUUAUAUUCUGUGUGUGUGUGUGUUUUUUAGCAUGUUUAAAUGUGUUUUUUUAAUUAUUGUUUUUAUGUUUACAGCUCACAAAUAAUAAAAAAAACAGAACAGAAGUGCGGCAUAGUAUCAACUUUAAUCAAAUAUGGCAUAUAUUUUGACAUUUUAACAGCAUGUGAUAGUCAUAAGCAAAUCUAAACUAUAAGAUCAAAUAUUCAUGAUUUCGGAUACAUUUGUUUUCUAUGGUUGUAUUAUAAUAAACCCACUCAACCCCUA
Messenger RNA from Mugil cephalus (flathead mullet), 2082 nucleotides. RefSeq names its product vacuolar protein 8-like. The coding region runs from base 36 to 1739 and encodes 567 amino acids. Gene Ontology annotation, biological process: nucleus-vacuole junction assembly. Gene Ontology annotation, molecular function: protein binding; protein-membrane adaptor activity. The record is from RefSeq and is a predicted model, not a curated record. Lineage: Eukaryota; Metazoa; Chordata; Actinopteri; Mugiliformes; Mugilidae. The transcript has 13 exons.